This is a messenger RNA of Acanthopagrus latus (yellowfin seabream), 1245 nucleotides long. It is a transcript of the gene apobec2b, whose product is annotated as apolipoprotein B mRNA editing enzyme, catalytic polypeptide-like 2b. The transcript is spliced from 4 exons. Bases 159 to 950 code for a protein of 263 amino acids. The record is from RefSeq and is a predicted model, not a curated record. Gene Ontology annotation, molecular function: cytidine deaminase activity; RNA binding. NCBI's taxonomy places the organism in Eukaryota, Metazoa, Chordata, Actinopteri, Spariformes, Sparidae. Gene Ontology annotation, cellular component: cytoplasm; nucleus. Gene Ontology annotation, biological process: cytidine to uridine editing.
CCCUGCUCUAGCCAGACAUGCAGAGACUCCAUCUAUAGCACACAAUGGGAUCUAUUUCUGUAAAUGCACUAGGGUUAUCACUCCACUUACCACAUGCUCCCUCUCUCCCUCUCUCCCUCCCUCUGCGUUUCUAACGCUCUCCCCCAUUACACAAAAUCAUGGCCGACAGGAACAGCCGGUUAAGUGCUAGGAAGAAGGAGAAUAAGGUGGAAAACAAAUCAAAUGAAGAGAAGGACAAGGACAAGGAGAAGGGGAAGAGGCCCGAGAAACCUGUGAAAAAGCCAGAGAAGACCCCCGAGCAGCCGAAGACAGAGAAGGAGAAGCCGAGUGGGGCAAAUGGGGGAGCAGCAGGAGCGGAGGCGAACAGCAAUGGGGAAAAUGGAGAGUUUCAGCCCAUAGAGCUGCCACCGUUUGAGAUUGUCACAGGAGAACUGAUGACCCCGUUCUACUUCAAGUUCCAGUUCAGGAACGUGGAAUACUCAUCAGGUAGGAACAAGACCCUGCUGUGCUACAGAGUGGAUACACCAGGAGGCACCACAGAGCCCCUGAAAGGCUACAUGGAGGAUGAACAUGCCACAGCUCAUGCUGAAGAAGCCUUUUUUCAACAGGUGCUGCCUAACGCCUCCCAAGAGUGUGAAGUCACAUGGUACGUGUCAUCUAGUCCCUGCGUGUCCUGUGCAAACAAGUUGGCCAACAUCCUGCAGCAGCGCAAGAAGCUUCGUCUGCUCAUAUUCUGCUCCCGUCUCUUCGAGUGGGAGGAACCCGAGAUAGUUGAAGGGCUGCGGGCUCUGGUGAGAGCCGGCUGCAAGCUGCGGAUGAUGAAGCCGUCUGACUUCCUGCUUAUUUGGGAAAUGUAUGUGGAUAAGGAGGAGGAGACCUUUACACCAUGGGAGGACUGUCAGGAGAACUACCUUUACUACAAUGAGAAACUGGCUGAUAUCCUCAAGUAGAUGUGAGGAAGUGCACAUGAUGGACAAGACCUUCACACUGACUGAACCACCUACAUAUGAAAUUCCCACUGGGUGAACGUGUGUCUUGAUGGUGCAGACUAGUAUUAGUUUUAUAGAAAUACUCAAGGCAACAUUUUUUUAUUUUUUAUUUUCACAAUUUCAUGAAGAGUCACAAAAUGCUUGAAAGGCAUUUUCGUAGCAUCACUCACUGUAGAUAAAUAUACAUAUCAUACUGGUUGCCUUUAACAUGAACGCUCAACUAUUUAAACAAAUUAAAUAAGCUUUGGUAUAUCUA